Puccinia triticina is the source of this 1353-nucleotide messenger RNA. RefSeq lists its product as uncharacterized. Gene Ontology annotation, molecular function: peptidyl-prolyl cis-trans isomerase activity; protein binding. Lineage: Eukaryota; Fungi; Basidiomycota; Pucciniomycetes; Pucciniales; Pucciniaceae. The record is from RefSeq and is a predicted model, not a curated record. Gene Ontology annotation, biological process: protein peptidyl-prolyl isomerization; protein folding. The transcript is spliced from 6 exons. Gene Ontology annotation, cellular component: intracellular membrane-bounded organelle. The coding region runs from base 1 to 1353 and encodes 450 amino acids.
AUGGCCGAAUCACAUGCAGAAAACGGGGCCGACGACAAGCCAACAUGGGGCUCCGUGAACACGCUGGAAGGAGGAGGAUUCACUGAGUCUGAGGAGGCACCACCGCAACUGCCGGUACCAUCGGACUUGCUGUUCAAACCGGCGUCAGCCGACCAUGUCCGACCGAAGGUCUUCUUCGAUAUCACCGUCGACACUAGACUGGUGGGCAGGAUCAUCUUCGAACUCUUCGAUGAUAUCGUCCCUAGGACCGCCGAGAACUUCCGGGCGCUCUGUACAGGUGAAAAGGGAGUCAGUCAAUCGUCCGGCAAACCGUUGUGCUAUAAGGGUAGCACAUUUCAUCGAGUGAUCAAGAGUUUUAUGUGCCAGGGUGGCGAUUUCACCGCGGGUAAUGGUACUGGUGGCGAGUCGAUUUAUGGUGAUAAAUUUGAGGAUGAAAACUUUGAGCUUAAGCAUUCCAAGCCUUUCCUCCUGUCGAUGGCCAAUGCCGGUCCGGGCACGAACGGCUCCCAGUUCUUUAUCACCACCGUCCAUACCCCACAUCUAGAUGGGAAGCACGUCGUCUUUGGCAGGGUGAUUGCUGGCCGGUCCAUCGUGCGCCUGAUAGAACAGACCCCUACCAAGCCUGGUGCAGACCAGCCCACGGAGUCGAUUAUGAUAUCAGACUGUGGAAUGGCUACCGAAGAGGUCCUCGUUGACGGCAAGAAGCAGCCGGAUCAGUGGGGCGACGAGUGGGAGGAUCACCCUAGUGAUGAUGAUGAAAAGAUUGAAUAUAUCGAGACCUGCCUGAAGAUCGCCACCAAACUGAAGCAGAUCGCAACCACAGCAUUCAAAGAUGGUAACUUCGAGGUGGCAGCCAAGAAAUAUAUCAAAGCUGUUACCUAUCUUGACACUCAUACGGUCCUCCCCGAUGGCUGUACGGAAGAAGAGGUGGAGACGUACACCUCCCUGCGAGUUACGAUCCUCUUGAACGCCGGCCUGGCGUCGAUUAAGGCUGCCGGCCAACCGGAUGCAUCCCCCCCGGUGGCCAAGAAGCACGCACGGACGGCGAUGAAGUACUGCAGUAGGGUCUUGGAUAUGUACCAUCCUGCCGGACAGCCACUUGAAAGGUCCAAGCAAGGCUUGAUCGGGUGCUACAAGGAGCUGAGUAAUGAUGAACGAGCCAAGGCACUCUACCGAAGGGCAUUAGCUGGGGUGAUCGUCCAAGAGAACGAGGUCAGCUUGAAGGACCUCGUCGAAGCCCAUAAGCUAGUGCCCGGCGAUCAGGCCAUCAAGAAGGAACUCGAGCGAGUUCGACUCCAGAUCGAUAACCAACGGAAGAAGGAGAGAGCAGCGUUUGGAAAGAUGUUUGGUUGA